Messenger RNA from Cryphonectria parasitica EP155, 822 nucleotides. RefSeq lists its product as uncharacterized. The record is from RefSeq and is a predicted model, not a curated record. NCBI's taxonomy places the organism in Eukaryota, Fungi, Ascomycota, Sordariomycetes, Diaporthales, Cryphonectriaceae. The transcript has 3 exons. The coding region runs from base 1 to 822 and encodes 273 amino acids.
AUGUCCACCACCACCAACAACAACAAGGGCGGUGUCGUCGCCACCAACGGCGAGGAGGGCUCUCGCAGCCCUCCCGUCGAGGUGGUGCCGUACACCGGCCCGGCUGGUGGGGUGGCAUACACCCAGAUGACGCCACCCGAGAUGUUUUGCGAUUUCAUCGCGUACAUUCUCUUCUGCGACCAGGGUCCGAAGCUUCGGAUCCUGUGUGCCAACAUUUUGGAGGAUGGCCGAGUCAAGAACUGGACUGAGUAUUUACUCAGUCGCAAGCUAUUCAGCGACUUCGGCGCGUAUUUCGAGGCGGCGAUGCGGGGCCCCUUCCUGGAGUCCAAUGAUUAUACCAUCCACUUCGACGAUCUCGAAGUGGAAGACUUCGUCCGGCUCAACCUAUUCGUCCGGACCAAUGGAACGGCCCCGCGCAUCCAGCUCGGCCUUCGUGAGGAGCAGUUCUACAACCUUAUCAGACUCUUCAUCCUGGCCGACCGAUUUCACAUGGUCAAAGUUCUGGGCUGGCUGAGGACGGCGCUGGAUGAGCACUUCUUGGACAACGCCACCUGGAUGUCUGUCUAUGACUAUGAGGUCCUGGAGCAGAACAUCCCCGGCGCCGAGGACCGUCACCGGGCAAUGCUUCACAACUAUGGAGCCGCCUACACCCUCCUCCACUCCACCUUCCCUGAUCAUGAGGCUCCGAUGAAGGACAAGAUUCUCACCUUCGUCAACGCCAACUGCCCUGGUCCCCUCAUGACACAGCUGUACCGGGACAUUGACGUCGACUUCGCCCUCGAGCUCUUCCGUCACAUGUUCCAGCGGCGCAUCCGCCUUUAG